AUGACAAUACUUUGGAAUGCGACUGGUAUUGAUAUUCACCCAUGGGAGCUCGCUAUUAAUGGAGAACAAUGGGCUGGCAAGAUCCGAUUGAUUGGAUUCGUGGACGUCUUUUUCCUCAUCUCAUACUCUGCGAAUGCCCGUUUCGAGCAUGGAAUUAUCGUUUAUAAGGACAAAUUGGCCCUCGAAGAAUUGACGGGGAUUACCUCUCAUCCAAGCCAAGGAGUAGCCCAGGGAGACGCCAAUGCUGCGGACCACCACGAGCCUGAAGAGAACGUGGAGGACCUAGAAGAAGCCAGUGACCAGGCAAACUCCGACUCCAAUGAGAAACAGGACAAGGAAGAAAAGGCAACCGAGGGGCAAGAUAGCCAAGCGGGGCAGGACAAGGACACCAACGACCAGACCGAAGGCAUGGUGGCGCCCGAGUUCCGCAAAACAAGCACUAUCUCGAUCAAAAGUUUGGGUCAUCCGGUCGGACUGCGCGCGUCGUAUCCCAAGUCAUGGAUCCGCAGCUACAAAGUGGAGAUCACAAAGCCUGCAUCUUCAGGAUUGACCAAGCGUAUCCUGCGGGGACUGAAGCCACACAGUACUUAUGACCUGAUGGGCGAUGUGAUUCGCUGCGGCAUCAUCUCACAAGGCCAGCUGGCAGGACACAUUAUGGGAGUUGUUCUGGCUGGAACCCGCCUUGAUGACACCACCAAAAAGUACCUUCAGGGAUUGACGGCAGGCGAUGGUGCUGGUCGGCAGUCAUUGUCGAAUGAGAAGAUUUAA
This is a messenger RNA of Penicillium angulare, 768 nucleotides long. RefSeq lists its product as uncharacterized. The coding region runs from base 1 to 768 and encodes 255 amino acids. Lineage: Eukaryota; Fungi; Ascomycota; Eurotiomycetes; Eurotiales; Aspergillaceae. The record is from RefSeq and is a predicted model, not a curated record. The transcript has 5 exons.